AUACAAAACCAGAAAAGCGAAAUAAUUGAGUGCAAGGACAGACAUCUUUUCGCCCUCGCUGUGCGAGUUUCCCCCUUUCUUCUGACGCGUUUGGAACAUCCUCAGAUGCAGAUUUCCCCUGUUAGACUCGUGAGAAUCUUCCCCCUCAUCACAAACUGACCGAGAUUGGUCUUAAAAUAUCCUCAGAGGAGCCAAUAAAAUCACUGAGAGAAGACAACGCCGGACAGACGCUGUGUGUUUGCAGAGUAAAAGGGAGCAGCGUGUUGGUGUGUGUGUGUGAGAGAGAGAGAGAGAGAGAUAUAGAGAUGUACUAAUGACCGUGUCUCGCAGCAACUGAGUGAAUGGAUCACGGCGACCUGCACCGUUGAUGCUUUUUGUUAAAGAACAACUGCUACUCUGGCACUUGGAUUUCAGUGCGCGAAACGUCCGUGUGUGUAACUAGAACCUGCGAAAUAACGGCUCAAAUUGUCUGAAUAUCUUUAUGGAAACAAUAGAUAAACACAUGAGCAAGAAAGGUGUAUAAAGCUAUGCUGGUAUAGUGAGAUGGAGAUACUUAUCUGGUGCAUAAAGGCCAACGCAAACCAAGACAUGUGAUUUCAUUUGAAGGUUUACAGUGACAGGAAAUGUCGAACAACAGCACAACCAGUAUUUCUCAGGCCAGAAAAGCGGUAGAACAGCUGAAGAUGGAAGCCUGCAUGGAAAGAAUGAAGGUAUCAAAGGCAUCAGCUGAGCUGAUGGCUUACUGUGAUGCUCACCUUAGGGACGAUCCACUCAUCGCCCCACUGCCUGCUUCUGAAAACCCAUUCAGGGAGAAGAAGUUCUUCUGCAUCAUCCUCUGAUAGAGAUCAGUUGGGUUUGGGGAGGACAGGGCAUGGGGUCUGGAGUGAAGCAAGAACCACUGUGUUUGAACAGAAGAUCACAGGCUUUGGGAUUGUCACAUGUGCAUGCUAUAAUUAUUGCUCCAGUUCUAGGGGGAUGAACCCUACUGAGUGUUUUAUGUUUACUAUAGUUGUGACAACACAGACUUGUUUCAAUUGCACAAUCACAAAGGAUUUAAAAGUUACUUCACUUUUUAAAAAGAAACAUAGUUAUUUAGAUGACUUUUUCUAACUAGAGCAUUUCUUGUUUUGUAUGUUAAAUAUAAAAUGUUAAAAGCACAAUUGCCUGGUGGCAGCAAGAAUUAGUGGCUUUGGAGAGAAGUUAUGCAUGUCCAUUCUAUUUUUACAGAUUAUACAGUGGAGAUUGAACAACAGUAUUAAAUGUGCAUGGAAAGAGAAAAACGUAGACAAAGCACAUGUUCAAAAACAUUUACUAUGAUGCUGAACUAUGAUUUGGCAACAAAUGUAAUUUAUUGAGGAAAAGAAAUGCUCUUAAGGAUAAAUCUAAUGUAUUUCAA
Molecule: messenger RNA, 1396 nt
Organism: Chiloscyllium plagiosum (whitespotted bambooshark)
Lineage: Eukaryota; Metazoa; Chordata; Chondrichthyes; Orectolobiformes; Hemiscylliidae
Source: RefSeq, a predicted model, not a curated record